AUGAAGGCCGUCCUGGAGUCCAGAAGCAGGGUCAAGAACCAGCGCGACGCAUUCGAAGAGUGGCGGCGCAACAACGCCCAGGAGGCCGCCAACGAGGCGUUCAACGCGUCGGCAGGGCGCCUACGAAAGCUGUACGCGAUCGAGAAGCUCGCAGGGAACUGCCUGCAGAAGAUCACGUUCGAGCAGGUCGAGCGGUCGCAGACCACAGAGGACGGGUUCCAGAAGAUCCGCGAGGUGACAGGCCUGACCGACGUCAUGGACAUAGUGCACAAGUUCCUGAGCAGAGAGGAGGAGCACGAGCAGCUGAAGAGCUCCGUGAAGGAGGCCGAGACAAAGCGCGACAUGCUGCACGAGCAGUUCAAGCGCUUCAAGCGGGACACCAACGGCAUGACCGACCCGGAGCAGAGGGGGGAGGAGCGCGCCCUGUACCGGGAGGUCGAGGACAGCGAGAACAUGCUGAACCAGUCGCUCAAUGAGCACGAGCAGAGCCGCGUGAAGCUGCAGCAGAGCACCCUGCAGGUGGAGCACAUGAAGAGGUGGGCGAACCGCGUGGGCGGGACCCUCAUCAUGUUCGAAGACUGCGUGAAGGUGGAGAAGCCUGCCGACCUUCAGAUGUUCUACCACCAGCUGGCCAGAGGCGUGGACAAGUUCAUAGCGCACAUCGUGCAACUCAUCUCGUCUGGAAGGGUCCAGCGCAAGAACAUGUCGCAGGCCGCCAGCAAG
This is a messenger RNA of Prorocentrum cordatum, 723 nucleotides long. The record is from the annotation of a GenBank genome assembly. Lineage: Eukaryota; Dinophyceae; Prorocentrales; Prorocentraceae.